Venturia canescens is the source of this 3966-nucleotide messenger RNA. It is a transcript of the gene Cry2, whose product is annotated as (6-4)-photolyase. Gene Ontology annotation, cellular component: nucleus; cytoplasm. Gene Ontology annotation, molecular function: FAD binding; DNA binding. Gene Ontology annotation, biological process: entrainment of circadian clock by photoperiod; negative regulation of DNA-templated transcription; circadian regulation of gene expression. The transcript is spliced from 11 exons. The coding region runs from base 1678 to 3411 and encodes 577 amino acids. The record is from RefSeq and is a predicted model, not a curated record. NCBI's taxonomy places the organism in Eukaryota, Metazoa, Arthropoda, Insecta, Hymenoptera, Ichneumonidae.
CACUCUUUUCUCGUUUUGGGAAACUAAGGUAACGAGAGGAAUUCAAAUGUUGCUUUGCGAUCAUGAGUUUUGGAAUGAUUUUCUAAAAAUUUCAGUUUUUAACGUAAAAGUUGGUGAAUUUUGGAACUCAAAACGUACAAAGUUUAUUCAAAAUCAUUAUAGCUGAGAUCAGUUUGCCAAAAUUUAAGUUUUUGCCGAAAAAGCAAGUGAAUUUACAAAAAAAGGCAUGGAAAAAGACAAAAAUUCGUCUCCGACCACCAAAUUUGAGAUUUUUUCCCAAAAUGUCAGAUUACAUCGAAAAAAUGGCUUAAAAAACCGCAAAGUUUGUUCAAAAUCACGAAAUUUGUGAUCGCUUUCCCAAAAUUUCAAUGGUCGUCAAAAAAGCAAGUGAAUUUGCAAAAAAUGCAUCCGAAAACACGAAAAUUCGUCUUCGACCAAAAAAUUUGAGAUUUUUUCCCAAAAUGUCAUUUUAAAUGGAAAAAGUGAGUGAAUUUUCGAAAUCAUGUAAAUCGACGAGAAAAACAAGAAUAAUGGGAAAGAACGGGAUGAAAUAUCUUGGAAGAAAAAAAUUCGCUUGACCUAUAGAAGGCUCGAGGCAGUUGUCUUUAGCAAAGGCAUACUUUGUCGACUAAAUACAUAAAGUACUUUCACUCUCGUUACGUAUAUGGAAUAAAUGGGAAUAAACUUAUAUCUAUAUAGAUAAAGAAAAUUGUGUAUAUAGGAUAGAAAGUGAUUGUAUGUACGUAGGAAAGACCAUGGCGAGUGCAACGUGACUGAAGUGAUCACGUGACCAACGUGACCAAUCGUAAUCGGUCUCGGAGUCGCGGGUCACGUUGCAAUCGGUGUGGUUCUCGGCUGGUCUUCCCCUCGCGUCUCUGUCCUCUUAUGCACACGAGCCUCCUCUCACUGUCAUUAGCUUUUCCACCUCGAACAACGUGGAUUUUACAAUUCCCUGGUGCGACUAAAUUUUUGUUAACUUCGGGCUGGAGUGUGAAAAAUUAAAAUUUAUUUAUUUGGCGACUUGCCAAUUUGCCAAUGUUUUUUUUCGACCCACCUUCGGGGGCUCGGUUUUGUCGACGGUUUAUUGGCUCAUCAGGUGGAAGAACGAAGGCUUAAAUCUCCUGAGAGCUCGCCAGUUCGCACGUGAAAAUAUUAUUUUUUUUAUUUUCUCUUAAAUUUUUCGAUUCCCUCGAUUUUUCAGGCACUUUUUACUCGUGACGUUUCAACCAAAAGGACUAUUUUUUCAACUCACUUUUUUUCAUUCAAAUUUCAUUCAGUGACAGAUUUUUUCUGCUACCGACAAUUCCUCAUUUUCAACACUUUUUCUUCGUCUUUUUUUUUCAUUCGUCAGUUUUCACGAUCAACGUAAACAACGAGUGGUGCGCAAGUCCAGGGAUUUGUUCGAAUUGGAACGAUCUUGAAAUAAGAGGAGAAAGAGUUAAGUGGAUCAGCUCAAAAAUUUCAGUUUUUGGAAUGGAUUUCCACUCCGGGGCUACGAAGAAUAUAUUAAAAUGAUGCCCAGCUCGAUUCGAGUCGUAAAAAAUGCGUAAAAAGGAGGCACCAAACUAGAGCAGCCCUCGAGGAACCAUUAAAAUUGAGGAAAAGCCUCAAAUUAAAGGGAGCAUGAUAGCGUCGUCACGAGAGCAAUAAAAAUAUCGUACGAGUCGAAAUAAAAAUAUGACCGGUGCAAAUGGACGUGACGAACGUGUGCCAAACCGUAAUGCACCCUCCGGGGCUUCCGGCAAGCACACGGUGCACUGGUUUCGCAAAGGUUUACGACUCCACGACAAUCCAGCCCUGGAAGAAGGCCUCAUUGGUGCCACCACUUUCAGAUGUGUUUUCGUCAUCGACCCUUGGUCAGCCGGCAGCAAAAGUGUCGGUAUCAACAAGUGGAGAUUUUUGCUGCAAUGCUUGGAGGAUCUUGACAAAUCCUUGCGGAAAUUAAACUCGAGGCUUUUCGUAAUUCGUGGCCAGCCUGCGGACGCUUUGCCAAAGCUCUUUAAGGAGUGGGGCACAACGAAUCUGACGUUCGAGGAAGAUCCUGAGCCGUUUGGGCGGGCUCGCGACUUUAAUAUAUCGACGCUUUGCACGGAGCUCGGAAUUUCAGUGGUUCAAAAAGUCUCUCACACUCUGUACAAACUGGACGAAAUACUCGAGAAAAACGGCGGCACUGCCCCCUUAACUUAUCACCAAUUCCAAAAUAUCGUCGCCAGCAUGGACCCCCCACAAUUACCUGCGCCAACCGUCACUCAAGCGACCAUAGGAAACGCUUAUACACCGUUGCGCGAUGAUCACGACGAUGUUUAUGGCGUGCCAACUCUCGACGAGCUGGGCUUCGAUACUUACGGUUUGCAGCCACCAGUUUGGGUGGGUGGGGAAAGUGAAGCUCUGGCACGUCUGGAACGUCAUCUCGAGAGGAAGGCAUGGGUCGCCAGUUUUGGCAGACCGAAAAUGACGCCCCAAUCAUUAUUGCCAAGUCAGACGAGCCUCUCGGCCUAUCUGCGCUUCGGCUGUCUCAGCACAAGACUCUUCUACUAUCAAUUACGUGAUCUUUACAAAAAAAUAAAAAAAGCGAGUCCACCGCUCUCGUUGCACGGUCAGUUACUAUGGCGCGAAUUUUUUUACUGCGCAGCCACGAAAAAUCCAAACUUCGAUCGAAUGGAGGGAAAUCCAAUUUGCUUGCAAAUACCCUGGGACAAAAAUCGGGAGGCGCUUACAAAAUGGGCAAAUGGCCAAACGGGCUUUCCAUGGAUCGAUGCUAUUAUGACUCAGCUGAGGGAGGAGGGAUGGAUCCACCAUUUGGCGAGACACGCUGUCGCUUGUUUCUUGACCAGGGGUGACCUAUGGAUCUCCUGGGAGGAGGGCAUGAAGGUCUUUGACGAGCUUCUGCUCGAUGCUGAUUGGUCGGUGAACGCAGGAAUGUGGAUGUGGCUCUCGUGCAGCUCGUUUUUUCAGCAAUUUUUUCACUGCUACUGUCCAGUCAGGUUCGGCAGGAAGGCCGAUCCGAAUGGAGAUUACAUCAGGCGCUAUUUGCCCGUUUUGAAAAACUUCCCAACGAGAUUCAUACACGAGCCAUGGAAGGCGCCGCUCAAUGUGCAGCGUGCAUCGAAAUGCAUCGUGGGAAGUGAUUACUCGUUGCCAAUGGUGAAUCACAGCAAAAGUUCGCACGCGAAUAUCGAAAGAAUGAAACAAGUUUAUCAGCAGCUCAGCAAAUACACUGGCAACGGAACUGUGCCCACUGGCGAAACUGUUGGUUUGCUGAGAAUCAUACGACAAACAGCGAAAUUGCCAAGCGAGCAGGAGGCAAACCGAGCGCAACAAGCGUCGUUGAUCCCGACGAGUGAGAUUCCGAAAAUGGACAUGUCACUAAUUAUGCCGAGUCAGGAGCAGCAUCAGCAACAGCAUCAAUGACAAGAAAGCUGGGGGAAAAAAAUGAUGAAAAAAAUGAGCGUUUCGAAAGGUCAAAAAAGCUGUUUAAAGUUCGACGACAAUUUAUCGAGGAGUUUGUCGAGUUUCGCAUUUUCUUACGUCGCUAUUUUUACGAGCAUUUUUGCUAUUAAAAAGAAAAAAAUUUUCCUUAUUUUGUUAGUGUCACGAAGUUCCUGGAAGAAUGAAACUCCAAGUGGCUGGAAUUGACAGUUGAGAGCGAGAGCGAGUACAAUUUCCGAGAGUACAAUUGAACGUAGAAAAAUAUAUGUAACUGCAAUGAAUUUUGAGUAGGAAAAAAUUUGCAAAUUUUCAAUCAACGAAAAAAAAAGGAAAGCGUAUGAACUAUUUUUUUACAGCUCGCAACGCUGAGCCUCGAAGGUUCUGAAGCGAAGAUAGAAUAACAUUAAACUAUAAAAAAAUUCAUUAAUUUAACCCAGCCGCAAUUGCUUGUGGCUAAAGAAUCGAAAAUUGUUUUUGUGCAAAUCUCCCAAGUUUGUGGGUAGAAUAAAACGGUAAAAGUAGUUUUAAUAAGAAAAA